Molecule: messenger RNA, 1318 nt
Organism: Eupeodes corollae
Lineage: Eukaryota; Metazoa; Arthropoda; Insecta; Diptera; Syrphidae
Product: acyl-CoA Delta-9 desaturase-like
Exons: 5
Coding region: 149-1291 (380 amino acids)
Biological process (GO): unsaturated fatty acid biosynthetic process
Cellular component (GO): endoplasmic reticulum membrane
Molecular function (GO): stearoyl-CoA 9-desaturase activity; iron ion binding
Source: RefSeq, a predicted model, not a curated record
AAUGAGGAGUCAAUAAAUUGAAUAAACAUAAGAAGAGUAUCAAGUAAAAUUGAAAACUUAACUACAUUCAUUUAGUUUGGUUUGUCAAGCAAUGCUUGGUUGAUGGGCUUAUAGACAUUGUGUAUAAGAGUUUUGAGGCAAGGAAAAAAUGGCGCCCAACGCAACAACUUCAAAACUAACAAUCAAAUCCACACUCCCACCAAAAUGUCCACAUGAAGUUGAGAAAAUAGAUUCUAAAUCUUCCGAAAUCACUAAAGUCUUAUUUGAAACUGAUGUCGAUCCAUUUGAAGACGAAAAAUUAGCUGCCGCUAUUGCACCGGCUUCAAUACCUGAAAAACGUAAAAUUGAGCUCGUUUGGAGGAAUGUUAUAGCAUUUGGAAUUCUUCAUGUAUCAGCUUUAUAUGGCGCAUGGUUACUAGUAACCUCGGCAAAAUGGGCAACAAUCAGUUGGGUUGUACUUUUGUACAUGUUUUCUGGAUUCGGGGUUGCUGCUGGUGCUCACCGGCUGUGGGCCCAUCGUUCGUACAAAGCAAAGUGGCAAUUAAGGGUGUUUUUAGUCUUUUGCAAUACUCUUGCUUUUGAAGACGCAGCCUUUGAUUGGGCUCGUGACCACCGAGUACACCAUAAAUACUCCGAGACCGAUGCUGACCCACAUAAUGCUAAACGAGGAUUUUUCUUUUCCCACAUGGGUUGGUUGUUGUGUAAGAAACAUCCCGAUGUCAAGGAGAAAGGCAAAAAUGUCGACAUGUCGGAUUUGAAAAGGGAUCCCAUUCUUAUGUUUCAAAAGAAGUACUACCUUACUUUGAUGCCGCUUACAUGCUUCAUUCUACCAACUAUCAUUCCGAUGGUGGUAUGGAAUGAGAGCUUUCUUAACGCAUGGUUUGUUGGAACAAUGUUUCGCUGGUGUGUUUUCUUACAUGCAACAUGGUUCGUCAAUAGUGCAGCACACAUUUUUGGCAACAAACCUUAUGAAAAAGCAAUAAAUCCCACGGAAAAUCUUGGAGUCUCAAUUGUGACAUUCGGAGAAGGAUGGCAUAACUAUCAUCAUGUAUUUCCAUGGGACUAUAGAGCUUCGGAAUAUCCUGGUUCAGGACUUAAUCUUACAACUUAUCUCUUAGACCGCUUUGCUGAAAUUGGUUGGGCUUACGAUAUGAAAACUGUGUCUCCAGAAAUUAUUGAGAAGCGGACAAAAAGAACAGGAGAUGGCAGUCAUACAACCUGGGGUUGGGGAGACAAGGACAUAACAGAGAAGGAAAAGGAAGCCGUUUUGAUCACCAAACGAAAAGAAUAAAGAGAAGCAUUUUUUUAUCUUAUACUU